GUAGUCUUUGUAGAUCCCGCAACUCGAAGAAGCAUAAACCAAUACCCCCCUGCAAGUCGAGCCCCUCAUAUUCAUACCAGAAAUUUUCAUACAAUACAAUACUCAAACACGCAAGAAACAUGGUGGAGAUGAAGUUUCUUGGGAUGGAUUUUAGUUGUGCGUUGGGAUCGCUGGGCAAUGGUGAAUUCCCAGAGAAAGAUUGUUUGCUUCCCUUAAUAUCCAAGCUAUUGGGUUACUGCAUCGUUGCCGCUUCUACCACAGUCAAACUCCCACAGAUACUAAAAAUUUUGAAACACAGAAGUAUCAGAGGGCUUAGUGUGUUAUCGUUUGAACUUGAGGUUGUCGGUUAUACCAUUGCUUUGGCAUACUGUCUGCACAAAGGGCUUCCUUUUUCAGCAUAUGGAGAGUUGGCGUUCCUUUUGAUUCAAGCCAUAAUCCUUGUAGCUAUCAUCUACUAUUUUUCUCAACCACUGGGAACCAAGACCUGGAUCAGAGCAUUACUAUACUGUGGGGUGGCACCAACGAUCUUGGCUGGUCAAAUUGAUCCCCUUCUUUUUGAAGCUCUAUACGCUUCCCAACAUGCAAUCUUCUUCUUUGCGAGGAUUCCACAGAUUUGGGCAAACUUCAAGAACAAGAGUACCGGGGAGCUUAGCUUUCUCACCUCUUUAAUGAAUUUUGGAGGUUCUAUGGUGCGAGUCUUCACCAGCAUCCAGGAAAAGGCACCAUUGAGCGUGGUUUUGGGCUCUGUGAUUGGCAUUAUGACGAACGGUACAAUCCUAAGUCAAAUUAUGAUAUACCAAAAACCACCUGCAAAGAAGGAAAAGAAAGCCGACUAGAGUACUGUGCUCAAUACCAGAAGGUUUGUACUACAGAUACAGAGACUUCCUUUUCUUGGCAAAUUAAGUUUGUUGCAUUAUUAGAACUGCAAAGAGGAAAUCAUGGUCGUUGUUCCUACAAUGAUUUGUAGGGUUUCAUGGUCGAAUUCUUCAUUUCCGUACAAUUUACUGUUGCUAAUCAAGUUAACAAUCUACAAAUCAAUACUAUAUUAUAGGGAAUUUAGAAUAGAUAUCUUAAUGCUCAUAGAGCCUAGUUCUGCCCACUGUAGUUAUUUGAUUUAGAUUAUCUCACUACAUGGAGAAGUGAACUUAGUGCAGUAAAAUUCAAUUACAAGUGGGCUGAUCGGGACUCUAUCGUUUCAUGGACGAUCUGCAUUACAAAUCGUUUCAUCGGACUGAGAAAUAUCGUAAUUCAGCUUUUCCGUUU
Sesamum indicum (sesame) is the source of this 1263-nucleotide messenger RNA. Its product is annotated as Mannose-P-dolichol utilization defect 1 protein. NCBI's taxonomy places the organism in Eukaryota, Viridiplantae, Streptophyta, Magnoliopsida, Lamiales, Pedaliaceae. The record is from RefSeq and is a predicted model, not a curated record.